Messenger RNA from Puntigrus tetrazona (Sumatra barb), 1950 nucleotides. RefSeq names its product PTB domain-containing engulfment adapter protein 1-like. The record is from RefSeq and is a predicted model, not a curated record. Lineage: Eukaryota; Metazoa; Chordata; Actinopteri; Cypriniformes; Cyprinidae. The transcript is spliced from 9 exons. Bases 860 to 1507 code for a protein of 215 amino acids.
AUUCUUCAGGGGCAGAGAUUACGUUGUACUAAAUACACUGUAUACCAUAACAGAACUCCACUGAACAGAAAAACAAGAAAUGUAAAACAAGAAAUACUUGUUCACACUUCCUUAUCGCAUCAUUUAAAUAGUUUUGACUCAAAUCAGUCUUACCUGACAUAAUUCCAACCCCCCCACCUCCGACCAAAACACACACAAACACACGGCCUCUCUCUGCAUUUUUUUAUGAACUUAAAUAAAUCUCAAAAUAAGUAGAUGGUAUGUUUCUCAGACGUUACUGGAUGUUCAGAAUACACGCUGUGUUGUGUAUGAGCGGAUUAUGAGGUUCUUGAAUAAUUCGGUUUCAUUGCUUUGUUAGAUGCUCAGGAUUAUUUAAACUCACUUGGUCUGCCAAACCUACAUCACUUGAAUAGCUAUAACUUGUAAAUUUUGUACGAUUUUUUUUCGUCUGUUGUCAACACAUUAUGGCGUUAUUUUAUCUACAACAGCACCAUCUACUGGUUACAGCCAACUUGUUCUUGUCGUUGAUCUGUGUGGCAUUUCUAGAUGAUCAGUUCCUCGCUUGCAUAUAUAAACUGGUUAUAGUUCAAGUAAAUAUUUGAAAUAUUAAACUGAACCUAUGAAAGGUGUUUGUUUAACUUUCCCGUCAGACUACAUAACAUGUUCAAACACAGAUAUGACAAUGGUAAUUUAGCAGAUGGUAUUAGCCGGCUUGUUAUCAGGCCUGACGUGCCAUAAAGAAAAAACGUUUUACAGUUAACCAUUAACAUCGUACCACUUUAACCCGGAAAGACCGCGGAAGACAACCUCAGCCACACGAAGUUCUCAUUCAAACGCACUAGAGAGGACAGUGGUGAAAAUGAGUGACAUAGACGAUAGCGAAAUAUACUUCUCAGUUAAAUUUUUGGGGCGUAUCCAGGUGGUCCAUCCAGGUGGGAUGCAGAUUCUGACAGAUGCGGUACAAGCCCUACAGGAUCCGUACAUGGAUGAGAAAAUGAAGAAAACUAAAGUACAUCUGUUUCUGACCAGAAGUGCUAUUGAUAUUCUAGAGCAUAAAACAAAGGUGCGACUGAGGACUGAGUUCAUGCUGUACUCCUGCGCUCUGCCCUCGGUGUCUUUCUGCGCGGUACAUCCGACUCAGCCCAAAAUACUCGGCUUUGUGGCCAGACACCCAGCGGCGGACAUGUACCACUGCUACAUCUUCCAGAGCAAGAAGUUUUCCCAUCUGCUGGUGUCUAUCAUCGGUGACACCUUUCGGGCUUAUAAGCAGGAUGAAAGUCUACAAGGCGACCGUGACCUGGUGGUGGAGGCCCUGAGACACAAGAAUAAGGUUCUGGAGCGGGAGAAUGCCGAGCUGAAGAGGAGACUGCAAGCCAAUGGAGAAAACGCUGGUGGAGACCAGGGCAUUUAUGAAAACGAGUCUGAUCUUGAUAAAACUUCAUCUCGAUCAGGACAGGUGAGAUUCUUUUCUGAAGAUGACAAGACUCCCUUGCGCAGGAACUUUUAAAGAUAUAAAAGACAAAACACAUAAAGUCAGAUAAAUGUUCAACGAAACGAGACUGACUCCUAAAAUACCAGCAACAUCUCCCGCAGACACUUCAACAUAUUCCUAAGAACAUAAAAAAAAAACUGAUUUACAGAUUUUUGGUAUAAAGAAGUUGUUUCUAACUCAGUCACGUGACUUUUAUCCUGCUGACAUGUAGCAUUGGUUUACAGCAUGUUAAUGUGAUAUUUACACUUUCCUGUUAUUCCAUUGCAAAGCAUUAAAAUCAAUCUGGCGUGGACUACAGAGUAAUACUGUACACUGCAUUUAAAGUGGAAAUGACAAAAACAUCUAGCUAAUUGAGCAUUAGCUUCUUAACAAUAGAUUAAGAGGAAGCUACUACGUUUUGUAUAAAAUGCAUAUUUUUCCAGAAAUAAAAUCGACUAAAAUAUAUAGUAGAUAAAAUA